Messenger RNA from Paramecium sonneborni, 1453 nucleotides. The record is from the annotation of a GenBank genome assembly. Lineage: Eukaryota; Ciliophora; Oligohymenophorea; Peniculida; Parameciidae.
AUAUAUAAUGAUAUCUGAGAAUGAGAGUACACGAGUGUUGUUGGUGAUAGUGUAGAAUCCUUAAUCAAUAAUCUUACCUCAUUCUUUGUUCUAUCGAUAUUUUUCAAAUUAUGGGGAAGUGAAUAAGAUAUUAAUAUUUGAGAAAGGAAAGUUGUGGAAAUGUUUUAUAGAGAUGGCUAGUUUAUAAUAAGCAAAGAUAUCAUAGUAAUAAUUGAAUGGUUGUUAAUUGUAUGAGUAAACAAUAAUGAAUGUGUAAAUAAUGUAAAAUGAUUAAUAGUUAUUAUUCGACUUUACAGAGUGUUACAUUUCUGAAUAACAAUUCUGGAGGUGUAGAUUAUAAGUAAAUGAAACAGAGAAAUUCAACAAGGAAUGUGAAUAUUUAUGAAUAAUAUGAGAAUUAUCCAAAGACAUAGAGUUAACCUUUAAUAAGUCAAUAGGAUACUAGAUUGAGUGUAGUUAGUUUUGGAAAUGAGAGAACAAGAGCUAGUUUAAAUGAUAAAUAAGAUUAUUAGGAUAAUAAAAAUGAAUGGGAACCUUCAAAAAUAUAAACAUCGCUGGAAUUUAUAGAUGAUAAUAAUGAUUCUCCAAGAAAUAGAUAAUAAUAUGCAUCUUUUAAAUCAAUAUAAGUUGAUGAUAGUGAACAUGAUUUGAUAGAUGAAGAUAUAAUGUAAGCAUUUUCAUCUGAAAAGAAUACUUAUUUAAAUUCUUAUAUGUUUUCUAUACCUGAAGUAGAAGAUAAGGUAAAGAAUUAAGAUAUUGAUCCAUAUACAUAUGUAUCACCAUAAUUCUUAAGAGAGAAUCAACCUUCUAAAGUUGUUUAUAUGAGAGGGUUGAUGAAUUUAAAUAUUACUGCAUUAAAUAUAUUUAAUUUGUUAUCUAAUUUUGGAAAUGUGUUAGUAAUAAUUCAUAUUAAGAAUAAAACAUCAGCUUUAGUGUAAUUUGAGAAAUUAUCUCAUGCUGAAAAUGCAUUGGAUCAUCUUAACAAUUAAGUAUUCUUUGGAUAUAAGUUAAAGAUCUUCUAUUCAAAUUAUUAAGAGAUAUAAUUUCCUUUACCAUUUUAAUCACCUUAAACUUAAGUUUUUAUGCCUGUUCCAUCGUAAUUUAGAUUUAGUGAUGGAAAAUCAAUAUCAUUUAAUCCACCAAGUUAAAUUUUACAUUUAAGUAAUAUAAAAGGCAAGAUGUGUGAAGAUGAAUCAUAUAUUAAAGAUCUUUUUAAAGGAAUAGGUUAUGUUUAAGCAAUCAAAUUUAUACAUAUUGAUAAGUAAGAGAUAUAUUUUUUAAUUCUAUAGAUAAAAACAUAUGGCAUUAGUAAGAUUAUCAUCUUUAGAGGAAGCAUUGAAUGGAGCAUCUUUACUUCACGGAAAAGAAGUAAUGGGCAGAAAAAUCAAUGUUUCAUUUACCAAAAGUAAAUUAUGCUGAAAUUUAACAGAGUCAGCUUUUGCUCAAGUAUUAU